ACAGUCAACGCGUGACCGUAUAUGUAGUUGAUGUUUGACUGGCGCUUGCAACUACGCCACAGUACUAGUAUUUUCAACCUGGCUACCUCUCUCUGCAUCUCAGAAACCUUCCCUUGAGUACAUCCAGAACCAUUACGGUGCUAAAUGGAUGCGACUGAUCUUUUUUCAUUCUUGAACGACAACACCGAUCUGAACAAUGACCCUGGUGCCGAAAUGGAUGUGGAGAUGCCAACAGGGCCAAAUCAGGAUACAACUUCGAAAAAACGCAAGGCAGACGAUAGCGUCGCAAACCUAACCCUUUCGGCAGUUGAGGAGAAACACUUACUUCAAGGAAGCCACUCCCCGAGUGAAUCUUUAGAUCCCAUAUCUAUAAAACGUCUCAGAGUGCACCCGCAGCCUAUUGUUCUUGAUGAAGUUAGAAUCGAAGCUAAGAGACAAAUCGCUGGAAGCGUUGGUCUCUUAGGUACCGCUGAAGCCACCUCCCAUUUAGAGCUGCGUCAUCAGGUUCGCCACCAAGUUGCCAUUCCACCCGGCUAUUCGUAUGUUCCCAUAGCCAACCAUAUCCCUCCUCCAAAGCCCGCGCGGGAAUACAGCUUUCCGUUGGACCCAUUCCAGCAGGUGUCGAUUUAUGCAAUUCAACGAAAUGAAAGUGUGCUUGUAUCCGCACAUACGAGUGCUGGGAAGACCGUAGUCGCGGAAUACGCAAUCGCGCAAUGCCUCCAGAAUAAGCAGCGUGUAAUUUAUACCAGUCCGAUCAAAGCUUUGAGUAAUCAAAAAUAUAGAGACCUGCUUGCGUUGUUUGGAGACGUGGGGUUGAUGACGGGAGAUAUCACAAUCAACCCAUCCUCCUCUUGCCUUGUGAUGACCACAGAGAUCCUACGUUCUAUGUUAUACCGGGGUUCUGAGAUUAUGCGGGAGGUUGCCUGGGUCAUCUUUGACGAGGUACACUACAUGCGAGACAAAGAACGAGGCGUGGUCUGGGAAGAAACCAUCAUCCUUUUGCCUCAUGCUGUCCGAUAUGUCUUCCUCUCAGCUACUGUCCCCAACGCCAUGCAAUUUGCCGAGUGGAUCUGCAAGUCUCAUGAGCAACCGUGUCAUGUAGUUUACACGGAUUUUCGACCAACACCUCUUCAACAUUUUUUAUUCCCUGCCGGUGGAAAAGGAAUUUACCUGGUCGUCAACGAGAAGGGGGAGUUCAGACAUGAUAAUUUCGCAAAUGCUAUGGGGGUGUUACAGGAACAUCAAGGUCAAGAUCCAUCCUCGUCGAAGAGUGGAAGACAGGGAAAACAAGGCAAAUCCAAGAAAGGAGGCAAGAAGAAUGAACUUCCGGAUGUCGAAAAGAUCGUCCAGACCAUUAUGUCCCGAAACUAUUCGCCCGUCAUUGUGUUUUCCUUUAGCAAGCGUGAAUGCGAGGCACAUGCGAUCUCCACGGCUAAAUUCGAGUUCAACUCAACUGAUGAACAAGACAACGUCACAAUGGUGUUCACAAAUGCCAUUAAUACCCUGUCCGAGGAGGAUCGACGAUUACCCCAGAUAGUCAAUUUACUUCCUCUGCUCAAACGCGGCAUUGGCAUCCAUCAUGGAGGGCUUCUUCCUGUUUUGAAGGAGGUAACGGAGUUACUUUUUCAGGAGGGACUUGUGAAAGUUCUCUUUGCCACCGAGACUUUCUCCAUUGGUCUAAAUAUGCCAGCUAAGACUGUGGUGUUCACUUCCUCGCGCAAGUUCGAUGGCCAUCAGUUCAGACCUCUUUCAUCCGGUGAAUAUAUUCAAAUGUCGGGUCGUGCUGGACGUAGGGGACUUGACGAUCGGGGCGUUGUCGUCAUGAUGUGCGACGAAAGAUUGGAGCCGUCUGUUUUGAAGGAUAUGAUCAAAGGUCAAGCUGAUCGUCUGGACUCCGCAUUCCACCUUGGAUACAACAUGAUACUGAACCUCAUGAAAGUUGAGGGUAUCAGUCCUGAGUAUCUCCUGGAACAUUCCUUCUACCAAUUUCAAAGCGCAGCAUCCGUCCCUUUGCUAAUGGAGGAUCUUCGGCGAGAGGAGGAGACGGCGCGUUCCAUCGUUAUCUUGGAUGAGCCGUUGGUGGCCGAAUAUUACGGUUAUCGUCAACAGUUAGAUCAAAUGGCAUCCGAUUUCAAAGAUGUGAUUACACAUCCUACGUACAGUGUUCCCUUCCUGAAUCCUGGCCGGCUGGUGAAGGUCAAGCACGGAGCUGUGAAUUUCGGAUGGGGUGUCGUGCUGAGUUUCAGGAAGCUGUCAACUAAUAAGGUGGAAAACUCUGGUGUUUUGGUGCCCCAAGAGCAGUAUGUGAUCGACGUUCUCUUGAAUUGUGCUUCAGGAUCGAUGCCACCGAAGGAACAUAACUCCCCAUCUAUCACUCCGGGCGGUGUUUCACCAUGCCCCGCAGGUCAGAAUGGCGAACCUUUGGUAGUACCCGUUUUACUGCUCGCCAUUGAUGCUAUCAGUUCUCUUCGGGUCGUUCUUCCAAAGGAUCUCCGUCCGCGACAAGCACGUGACACCGUCUGGAAGAGUGUGUUGGAGGUACAUCGCCGAAUGCCCGAUGGGAUCCCUCUGCUUGAUCCAAUCUCGAAUAUGAACAUUACAGACGAUAAGUUCAAGGUUCUCGUUCAAAAGAUCGAACUCAUGGAGAGCAAACUCUUCGCCUCUCCCCUGCAUCAUGACCCCCGCCUCCCGGAGCUGUAUUCUCAGUAUACUCGCAAGAUGCAAUGUCAAACACGUGUCAGGGAACUUAGGAAAACGAUACGUGCGGCUAACGACAUUCUCCAGAUGGAAGAGCUGAAAAACCGCAAGCGUGUUCUACGUCGUCUGGGCUUUGUGACUUCGGAGGAUAUCGUUGAUUUGAAGGGCAGGGUUGCCUGCGAGAUCAGCACGGGAGAUGAGUUAUUGCUCACCGAGCUCAUCUUUAACGGGACAUUCAAUCAGCUCUCACCGGAGCAGUGCGCCGGGUUGCUCAGCUGUUUUGUCUUUACUGAGAAGAUGAAUUUGCAGAGCGAUCAAGUCACCAAACUCACGGAAGAACUAGCAACACCACUUCGGGCAAUGCAGGAGAUUGCUAGACGUAUUGCCAAGGUUUCUUCCGAAUCCAAGCUGACGCUCAAUGAGGAUGAAUACGUUCAAUCAUUCAAAGUAGAACUGAUGCACGUAGUAGUGCAGUGGUGUCGAGGAGCCUCUUUCUCCGAUAUUUGCAAGCUUACAGAUCAAUUCGAAGGCAAUCUCAUUCGUGUCUUCCGUCGCCUUCAAGAGUUGAUUCGACAAAUGAGUCAAGCGGCAAAGGUCAUUGGCAAUGCGGAGCUGACAGAGAAGUUUGAUAAAGCGUCCGCGAUGUUGGAACGCCCCAACUCAGUGAUAUUCUCUUCAUCUUUACAUCUGUAGACGUGUGUAAUCACCGAAUCCCCUCUGUGUUCGGUCUGGUGGUGCAGUUCAGUUCAUGGCCCACCAAUCCUUAUUGUCCAGAUCAUUAGCGAAAUCCGACGUUUGGUGUCGAAAUGAUGCCAAAAUCAAAAACUAGUCGACUUGCCUUCCUUUAGGAGAGAGAGCCUUGGAAACGCGAAGAGGUGAAUUGUGGAGUCAGGAUUGUCAAAAGAUGUCAAAUAGGAAUGCCUGAGCUAGUGUUAUACGUUGAUAUACAUUUGCAUAUAUUGGAAACUG
Molecule: messenger RNA, 3666 nt
Organism: Somion occarium
Lineage: Eukaryota; Fungi; Basidiomycota; Agaricomycetes; Polyporales; Cerrenaceae
Source: the annotation of a GenBank genome assembly